GAGUAAGAUCAACCAUGAAGGAUCGGAAAGUGAACCCGGCAGCUCGCAAGAAUAUUGCUCAGGUAUGCAUGAGCCUUCAAGAUCGUCUCGGCCUCGCCAAAGUCAAGUACGAGCUAGGUCGACUGGGCGCUUCCGACCUCAAAGACUGGCGCAAUCACCGCUCAGACUCAGACAGGCCCUCCGAUUCUUCCUCAGAAAUCACCUACAGCCGCUACGAAACGCCGUUUACAUCCUCUCCAGCGAGAAAUGCAACGUUCUCUCAUGAACUCCCCCGGUCCGCGAAAAACAAGCAUGCAGCUACUUUCAAUCCGGAGGUGAUACAGCCCAUGCUUAAUGCUAGUCGGAAACGUAUUCGGUCGAAUUCGAUUACAGAUAGACCAGCAAAAGUCCCCAAGUUAUCGUGGAAGGCUUCACAUCAUCUUCCAGAGUCCUCUCCUGUCCAUGCACGACAGUUGCAGAUCUAUUCGAAUCACCCUCCAUCUUACGACGUUCCUUCAUCUGGCCUUUCGGCGUCAGAUGAGGAGAACGACCCAGAGCUUCCAGUACCUCGAGCCCGCAAUGUCAGCUCAUCUAUGGUCAGCUCGUCGCCGCCGCGCACUCCUACUCUACGACAAGCUCGUCUGCCAAGGACCGAUAAAGAUACAGGGAACGAGGAUGGUGCGGAUCUACUGCUCUUCCUAGCAAACUCUCCUACCCCAGCAAGAGUCAAUACAAAAACACAAACCAGAGACUUUCCUCCGUCAACUCCACCAAGCCAAUAUGCCGCUCUGCCGAACAUGACUCCAACCCCUGGGGGCGGGCUGUUUGGAAAUUUCGGUACUCCCAGCCAGCAAUUCAACUUUUCCGAUUUUGUGAAUGUUACUCCCAGCCCCGCUCAGCGCCCCUGGGGAGGUCGGACUCCAGGAAGUUUAUCGAAGACCCCGCUUUUAAGGACUGCGAGGAAGUCUCUGAAUUUUGACAACCUGGUCCCUCCAGAUGUGCAUAGUCCUGUCGGGCAUAGCAAGGAUACUGGUCUUGCACUGCAACUAGGAGAAGAGUUACGGCCAUGAUUAUGCCGAGACUCCCUGUACUAUGUACCUGUUAUGCCUGAGAUGACUUGACUACGAUUCUAUACGCUAUUCACAGCAGUUUCCUUUUUCUUUUUGCAUAUUAAUCGGCGCAUUUGCAUUCUACUUCAGUUUGACCUACUCGGUCCUUCCACUGAUGAGAUAUUACUGUUGUAUCGAUACACAUCACUUGGCCGGUUCUACUACCUGGGAUUUUUUCCUUUCUGUACUUUUCUAACACGUGUCCCUGGGACAGGUUGUCUUUUCAUGCCAGGAUUUUACUGUCUAUCAUUCAUGUUCAAAUUUCAUUAUGUUUGAAUGAGGGCUGAUACGUAAUAUGUUUUUGCGCUAUGACGGUUAGCCUUUUCAUUUCAUGUUUAUGAUGAUCAUGUUUUAAACUUUGCCCAGCUUCUGUAUGGAGUACCACCAAUAAAACCUGUUAGUGAUAAGCUGAAUCAAUUCAAUCAAUCAG
Messenger RNA from Talaromyces stipitatus ATCC 10500, 1518 nucleotides. RefSeq lists its product as uncharacterized. The transcript is spliced from 2 exons. Bases 15 to 1049 code for a protein of 344 amino acids. NCBI's taxonomy places the organism in Eukaryota, Fungi, Ascomycota, Eurotiomycetes, Eurotiales, Trichocomaceae. The record is from RefSeq and is a predicted model, not a curated record.